UCCUUCCCUUUUCGCUGUCCCUGCGGCCGUGACUUGAAGUAAGAGUCCAGGAUGAGUUAUGCAGAAAAACCUGAUGAAAUCACGAAAGAUGAAUGGAUGGAGAAACUUAAUAACUUGCAUAUCCAGAGAGCAGACAUGAAUCGCCUUAUCAUGAACUACCUUGUUACAGAGGGCUUUAAGGAAGCAGCAGAGAAAUUUCGAAUGGAGUCUGGAAUUGAACCCAGUGUUGAUUUAGAGACUCUGGAUGAAAGAAUAAAAAUCAGAGAGAUGAUAUUGAAAGGGCAGAUUCAAGAAGCCAUUGCAUUAAUAAACAGCCUGCAUCCAGAGUUGUUAGAUACAAACAGAUACCUUUACUUCCAUUUGCAGCAGCAGCAUUUGAUCGAGCUGAUUCGGCAGCGUGAGACAGAAGCGGCUCUGGAGUUCGCUCAGACCCAAUUAGCGGAACAAGGCGAGGAGAGCAGGGAGUGCCUGACAGAAAUGGAGCGCACGCUGGCUCUGCUCGCCUUUGAUAAUCCUGAAGAAUCCCCGUUUGGAGACUUGCUUAACAUGAUGCAGCGACAGAAGGUAUGGAGUGAGGUUAAUCAAGCUGUUCUAGACUAUGAAAAUCGUGAAUCGACACCCAAGCUGGCAAAAUUACUGAAACUACUACUGUGGGCUCAGAAUGAGCUGGACCAGAAGAAAGUGAAAUAUCCCAAAAUGACAGACCUCAGCAAGGGGACAAUUGAAGAACCCAAGUAAAGCGUGUGCAGAUGGACAUCAAACAAUCAUAGUACUGCACAGGAUACAUUUAUAUCAGUCUGUGACUGAAAUAUUUUUACUACAGUACAGCACUCAAUUCAGAUUUUUCAAUGAACAUCGAAUUUGAAGGGAGAAAAGUCCCUUUUAAAUGCUGCAAAAACUGCAUUGAAAGGCGCUGUAUCUCUUUGAAAGUCUGACUUAGGCUAUGCACUAUAAUACAUUUUUAAAAAACAAAAAAAUCACAAAACAAUUAAACAGGACAGAAAAAAAAACAUUUUUAAAAGUUCAGAACUCAAGCUUUCUAAUUAGCUACUGAUGCCUAGUUUAGUGGCCAGUGAGUUAAUACAGUUAUAUUGGCAACUCUUCAGUUCAGUUUAUCUGUCUCCUGUUU
Molecule: messenger RNA, 1129 nt
Organism: Indicator indicator
Lineage: Eukaryota; Metazoa; Chordata; Aves; Piciformes; Indicatoridae
Gene: GID8
Product: GID complex subunit 8 homolog
Exons: 5
Coding region: 52-738 (228 amino acids)
Biological process (GO): positive regulation of canonical Wnt signaling pathway; proteasome-mediated ubiquitin-dependent protein catabolic process
Cellular component (GO): cytoplasm; nucleus
Molecular function (GO): protein binding
Source: RefSeq, a predicted model, not a curated record